Molecule: messenger RNA, 10276 nt
Organism: Coregonus sp. 'balchen'
Lineage: Eukaryota; Metazoa; Chordata; Actinopteri; Salmoniformes; Salmonidae
Source: the annotation of a GenBank genome assembly
CAUGUUACGUUGUUUACGCAGUUAUCUUCAUAAUGGCGACCGUGCUGGAGAAGCUCCUAUGCUUGUGAAAAUGAAGCGAAUAAGUUAUUUAUUAUAAUAAAACGCCGGGGUUCCCCAUAGGAGGACGUUGCGUCGAAGACAGCGGCUUCCCCAGUGUUUGAAUUACUGUUUUGGUCCAUUGGUAACCCGAAAUGAUGAAGCUCAAGUCAAACCAAACCCGGACAUACGAUGGGGAUGGCUACAAGAAGCGGGCCGCCUGUCUAUGCUUCAGGAGUGAAAGUGAAGAGGAGGUGAGGCCGAGGAUGCAGGGGUGUAGGGUGGGCCGCAGUUCAGGAAAACACAAAUAGCAUGGUAGCUGUAGUUAGCUAGUGUUUGUCAUUUGCUAAUUGGGAAGGUAACUUAGCUAACUACUUUAGCUAACUGUUAGCUACUGGUUUUGGUGUGGUGGUUUGUUUUGUUGAAUCAGCGAACAGGUCGACCACCCAGGGAUAGCUAGCUAGUUAACGUUGUGAUAGCUGGCAACUACAAAGAGUGGGCUAUUUUAUUAUAUCUAGCUAGCUAGUUAACUCGUUGCGGCUAACCAAACAGUACAAAUAUUACUAACUAGUUGUUGGCCACAUUGUUGGUUACCUAGCUAGCUAGGCUAACUAAGGCGUAGCCAACUAACGUUAACUUUUAUAAUAACAUCUCUUGCUACUUGCUAACCAGUGCGCUAGCCAGCAAUAUCUUCUUGCUAUCUAGCUAACAUUGUUAAUGCUAGCUAGCUAGUAUCUUUCUGGUUAUAGUGAUCACUUUAAACACUGACAAUCAAUCAAUGUUUAGCAACAUUGUCAAUGGCUCAAAACUAGUGUUGACUCGUGUUAGUAAAGAUAAUUUAGCUAGCGCCAAUGACUAGUUAUCUAGCCACAUUUACUAGAUGGAUAGCUACCGUUAGCUAGAUAGCUAGUUAUGGGCCUUCCUUUGCUUGCCUGGGACUAGCAACAGGUAACUUGACUGGACCUACCACUAACUAACCUUGCUUGUGAGAAAACUAGCUACCUACCUAGUUAUUCCUUCAAUUUAGCUAGCAAAUCUGAAAUGUGGGUAGCUUAGUGGUUAAGAGCGUUGUCAGUAACCGAAAUGUCGCUGGUUCUAAUCCCCGAGCCGACUAGGUGAAAAAUCUGUCGAUAUGCCCUUGAGCAAGGCACUUAGCCCUAAUUGCUCCUGUAAGUCGCUCUGGAUAAGAGCGUCUGCUAAAAUGAUUAAAAUGUAAAUGUACUAGCUAUUUUAUCUGGAGGUCAGCUAACAACCCAUUGCAUCACUCAUAUGGCCCAUAUUAUGGGUGCCAACAUGGCAAAAGACAAGUUGGUGUCACCAAGCCAUCUGUCAUCACUGACACUGCUGUAGUAAUCAAUGAUUUAUAUAGCUAUACACACGUCAUUGGUAGUAAUAUGUCUCGGUUGUUUAUGCCAGGGAGCUAUGCCUAAAUUAUGCAUGCAUAAUAACUAUAUACAUUAGGCCAGGGGUGGCAAACUCAUUCCAUGGAGGGCCUAGUGUCUUCAAGUUUUUCUUUCUUUCCUUUCAAUUAAGACUUAAACGACCAGGUGAGGGGAGUUCCUUACUAAUUAGUGUCCUUAAUUCAUCAAUCAAGUACAAGGGAGGAGCGAAAACCCGCAGACACUUGGCCCUCUGUGGAGUGAGUUUUGACAUGUGCAUUAGGCGAUCAGUUCUUGCAAAUGUCACCUGUAAUUUGAAUAUGACAUGUUUUCUUCAACUGAGUAGAGAAGUUAUCUCAACAACAUGCUCUGCUGUGUUUACAUUGAAACCUGAAACUCUAGAUUUGAUUGAUAGUGCUCAAUACUGUAUCCUUUUACUGCAGGUGCUGUUGGUGAGUAGUAGUCGGCAUCCAGACAAGUGGAUCGUCCCUGGUGGAGGGAUGGAGCCAGAAGAGGAGCCCAAUGUAGCAGCAGCACGAGAAGUCUGUGAAGAGGUUAGUUUCUUUCCCUCUCAUAUCAUUGACUGUAAUCAUUCAAACUACAUUCCCACACUGCUUUGUAUCCCUGCAUUUCAGGGAACCUGUAGGUGUCUCCCAUAGUCUGUUAUGGAUAUUGGAGAUGUUGCUCUCUUUGUUUUAGGUGUGGCUUUUGGGGUAGACAAAAUCAAUGUUUUUUUUAUUGCAAACCACACCCCUGGAUUACAAAUGGCAUCAAGUUGUUGAGAUUUGCUAAUGUGAGUAGUAACACAUUUUGUCUGCCGCUGUUGGUCCCAUGCUGUUUACCUUGAUAUAGCUUUUUGAAAGACCGCUCUAAGUUUUGAGCUCAACACGUAUAUUAAUCCAAGUUGGUCAAAACACAUCCACUUUGGGCAGUGCAGUUGAUCUUGAUCAUACUCAGUGUACUGAGAAAAGAAUGGCAACAUCCACAGUAGCUAAGCAGACAGGAAUAUUAAAGUGCCAAAGGGAGUUUGGCAACUAUUAUUUUUUAAACCUCAUGCUUUGGGCUGGAUGUGUCAAUGUGUAGUUCAUGUAUGCAUAAUCUAUGAGCAAAAUUAAUCUGGUACCUCAAUUAGCCACGAAAUUGGAAGCGGUGCGGCACCAUUUUCCCCCACGUGGGCCAUCCCCCUAGCAAUUCGAGUUCUAGCCAAUAAGCUUCAGCCCCUCGCCAUUUGAGUGACGGCUAGCAAGAUGCGCACACACAGCAGAGAGAGAGCAAUGAUGUGGUGCACAUAUCUGCACAUAUGUGACGUAGUAUGCAACUUUUGGGGACCACUUUUGGCUUGUGAGCGCUACUUUCAGAACUACUGGCAAAAAAGUUUACAAAAGUACCAGAGAAUCUCUUUAAAGGGAUACUUUGGGAUUUUGGCACUGAGGCCCUUUAUCUACCUCCCCAGAGUCAGAUGAACUCGUGGAUACCAUUUUUAUGUCUCUGUGUCCAGUAUGAAGGAAGUCAAGAGGUAGUUUCGCGAGCCAAUGCUAACUAGCGUUAGCGCAAUGGCUGGAAGUCUAUGGGUAUGUGCUAACAUUUGUGUGUUGACAUAAUGUAGCCUAUUCUCUAUUUAUACUUUGAUGCCUAGUCACUUUACAUUUACGUCAUUUAGCAGGCGCUCUUAUCCAAAGCGACUUACAAAUUGAUGCAUUCACCUUAUAGCCAGUGGGAUAACCACUUUACAAUUAUUAUUUUUUUUGGGGGUGGGGUAAGGGGGGUGGUUAGAAGGAUUACUUUAUCCUAUCCCAGGUAUUCCUUAAAGAGGUGGGGUUUCAAAUGUCUCCGGAAGGUGGUGAGUGACUCCGCUGUCCUGGCGUCGUGAGUGAGCUUGUUCCACCAUUGGGGUGCCAGUGCAGCGAACAGUUUUGACUGGGCUGAGCGGGAACUGUGCUUCAGCAGAGGUAGGGGAGCCAGCAGGCCAGAGGUGGAUGAACGCAAUGCCCUCGUUUGGGUGUAGGGACUGAUCAGAGCCUGAAGGUACGGAGGUGCCGUUCCCCUCACAGCUCCGUAGGCAAGCACCAUGGUCUUGUAGCAGAUGCGAGCUUCAACUGGAAGCCAGUGUAGUGUACGGAGGAGCGGGGUGACGUGAGAGAACUUGGGAAGGUUGAACACCAGACGGGCUGCGGCAUUCUGGAUGAGUUGUAGGGGUUUAAUUGAACCAUGAUGAUUUAAUAUUUACAUUUGAACCCAGGGACUUUUCUUGUUUACACACAAUACCCUAUAAUGUCAAAGUGGAAUUAUGUUUUUAUUUUUACAAAUUAAUAAAAAAUGAAAAGCUGAAAAGUCUUCAGUCAAUAAGUAUUCAACCCCUUUGUUAUGGCAAGCCUGAAUAAGUUCAGGAGUAAAAAUGUGCUUAACAAAUCCAAUAGUUACACAUAGUGUUUAACAUGCUUUUUGAAUGAAUACCUUGUCUCUGUACCCCACAAAUACAAGUAUCUGUAAGGUCCCUCAGUCAAGCAGUGAAUUUUAAACACAGAUUCAACCACAAAGACCAGGGAGGUUUUCCAAUGCCUCGCAAAGAAGGGCACCUAUUGGUAGAUGGAAAAAAUAAAAGCAGACAUUGAAUAUCCCUUUGAGCAUGGUGAAGUUAUUAAUUACGCUUUGGAUGGUGUAUCAAUACACCCAGUCACUACAAAGAUACAGUCGUCCUUCCUAACUCAGUUGCCGGAGAGGAAGGAAACCAGGGAUUUCACAAUGAGACCAGUGGUGACUUUAAAACAGUUUACAGAGUUUAGUGGCUGUGAUAGGAGAAAACUGAGGAUGGAUCAACAACAUUGCAGUUACUCCACAAUACUAACCUAAUUGACAGAGUGAAAAGAAUGAAGCCUGUACAGAAAAAAAUAUAUUCCAAAACAUGCAUCCUGUUUGCAACAAGGCGCUAAAGUAAUACUGCAAAAAAUGUGGCAAAGCAAUUAACUUUUUGUCCUGAAUACAAAUCCAAUACAACACAUUACUGAGUACCACUCUCCAUAUUUUCAAGUAUAGUGGUGGCUGCAUGAUGUUAUGGGUGUGCAUGUAAUCGUUAAGGACUGGGUAAGUUAAGGACUAGGAGUUUUUCAGGAUAAAAAAGAUACGAAAUGGAGCUAAGCACAGGCACAAUCCUAGAGGAAAACCUGGUUCAGUCUGCUUUCCACCAGACACUGGGAGAUGAAUUCCCAUUUCAGCAGGACAAUAACCUGAAAAUGGUUGUCUAGCAAUGAUCAACAACCCAUUUUUAGAGAAUUUUAUGGGCAAAUGUUGCACAAUUCAGGUGUGGAAAGUUCUUAGAGACUUACCCAGAAAGACUCACAGCUGUAAUCGCUGCCAAAGGUGCUUCUACAUAGUGUUGACUCGGGUGUGAAUUCUUAUGUAAAUUCGAUAUUUCUGUAUUUCAUUUUCAAUACAUUUGCUAACAUUUCUAAAAACAUUUCACUUUGUCAUUAAGGGAAAUUAAUUUAUUUAAUCCAUUUAGAAUUCAGGCUUUAACACAACAAAAUGUGAAAUAAGUCAAAGGGUAUGAAUACUUUCUGAAGGCACUGUAGGUAAUGAUUAGAUUUAUUUAUUUUUUAUUUCACCUUUAUUUAACCAGGUAAGCCAGUUGAGAACAAGUUCUCAUUUACAACUGCGACCUGGCCAAGAUAAAGCAAAGCAGUGCGAUAAAAACAACAACACAGAGUUACAUAUGGGGUAAAAAAAAAAACAUAAAGUCAAAAAUACAACAGAAAAUAUAUAUACAGUGUGUGCAAAUGUAGCAAGUUAUGGAGGUAAGGCAAUAAAUAGGCUAUAGUGCAAAUUAAUUACAAUUAGUAUUAACACUGGAAUGCUAGAUGUGCAAGAGAGUAUGUGCAAAUAGAGAUACUGGGGUGCAAAGGAGCAAAAUAAAUAACAAUAUAGGGAUGAGGUAGUUGGGUGGGCUAAUUUCAGAUGGGCUGUGUACAGGUGCAGUGAUCGGUAAGGUGCUCUGACAACUGAUGCUUAAAGUUAGUGAGGGAGAUAAGUGUCUCCAGCUUCAGAGAUUUUUGCAAUUCGUUCCAGUCAUUGGCAGCAGAGAACUGGAAGGAAUGGCGGCCAAAGGAGGUGUUGGCUUUGGGAAUGACCAGUGAGAUAUACCUGCUGGAGCGCAGACUACGGAUGGGUGCUGCUAUGGUGACCAAUGAGCUAAGAUAAGGCGGGGAUUUGCCUAGCAGUGAUUUAUAGAUGGCCUGGAACCAGUGGGUUUGACGACGAACAUGUAGUGAGGACCAGCCAACAAGAGCGUACAGGUCACAGUGGUGGGUAGUGUAUGGGGCUUUGGAGACAAAACGGAUGGCACUGUGAUAGACUACAUUCAAUUUGCUGAGUAGAGUGUUGGAUGCUAUUUUGUAAAUGACAUCGCCGAAGUCAAGGAUUGGUAGGAUAGUCAGUUUUACGAGGGCAUGUUUGGCAGCAUGAGUGAAGGAGGCUUUGUUGCGAAAUAGGAAGCCGAUUCUAGAUUUAACUUUGGAUUGGAGAUUCUUAAUGUGAGUCUGGAAGGAGAGUUUACAGUCUAACCAGACACCUAGGUAUUUGUAGUUGUCCGCAUACUCUAGGUCAGACCCGUCGAGAGUGGUGAUUCUAGUCGGGUGGGCGGGUGCCAGCAGCGUUCGAUUGAAAAGCAUGCAUUUAGUUUUACUAGUGUUUAAGAGCAGUUGGAGGCUACUGAAGGAGUGUUUUAUGGCAUUGAAGCUCGUUUGGAGGUUUGUUAACACAGUGUCCAAUGAAGGGCCAGAUGUAUACAAAAUGGUGUCGUCUGCAUAGAGGUGGAUCUGAGAGUCACCAGCAGCAAGAGCGACAUCAUUGAUAUACACAGAGAAAAGUGUCGGCCCAAGAAUUGAACCCUGUGGCACCCCCAUAGAGACUGCCAUAGGUCCAGACAACAGGCCCUCCGAUUUGACACACUGAACUCUAUCUGAGAAGUAGUUGGUGAACCAGGCGAGGCAGUCAUUUGAGAAACCAAGGCUAUUUAGUCUGCGAUUUUAUGUACAAAACAUUCAUCACCAUAUGUCUGCUGCUGAGGGACAAGCGAGAGCUAUGAGAAAACAAGUUUUGAUCAGUCAUGGAAAUAAAAGUGCUGAAAAUAAAUUGACUCCCUAGUUUAAAAAGAUGAAAAACAACUGAUUCAGUUUGAUCAUACAAACGGGGUACUUUUGGAAGGCACUUGCUUAUAGAUUGGGUCAUGUACCGUAUACUGGAGUAUUUUGAAAAAGCCAUUGAAAUUAUUUAUUUGAAGUUUGUGCCAUACCCGGGAUAUUCGGUAAUAUCGGCACUGAACACAAGGAGCGCUUUUUUCAAACCCCACUGACACUCUGUAAUCAGAAGGUUAGCAAUGCUAACAAGUACAUGUAAAAUCCCAUAGAGAAUGCUAACUAAAUGCUAACGACUGCAUUGUGAACAUUUUGUACAGUUUCUGACCUAAACUAUACAAGUAACAAAAAAAUGCUACUAACAGUUUGCUGCACGCACAAAACAAAUAUUAGCCCGCAAGGCUCUUGAUCCAGGAGGGGAUUUUCGGUUGUUACCAAGCGAAUGCUUGAUUUUGAAAGAAGCUAACCACUUAGCUAGAUAGCUAACUAGCUACUAAAUUAGCAAACCAAAGGCACAACUGCAGAGCAUUUAGCACAUUUUAGACAGUUCAUUUAAUAGUUAUAAGAUAUCUAGCUGGCAAACGUUUAGUGGUGAAUUCCAUACUGUAAUUAGAUCGCCUGGCGCAUGCUGCACAACAGUGAGUGACUCACAAGGCUAUGGUCUCUUGUUGUAGUGAGCUUGUAAACAAAACCAUGUGUCACGUGACUAUCAGAAAGUUCAUAAUGUGACAGCUGAAAUGGAAAAACGCAAUGUUCUUUAUCUCCUAACGUAUUGCACAAGUUGACUGCAGGUAUUUAUUUAAAGUAGCUAUAAAUAUUCAAACGUAUUAAUGAACUUCAAAUAAAUAGUUUCAACGGUAUUGAAAACUAUCCCGUGGCUUUUUCCAAAUACCCCAGUAUACGGUAUACUGCCCAAACCUAUAAGCAAGUGCCUUCCAAAAGUACCCAGUUUGUAUGAUCAAACUGAAUCAAACCAUCUCUAGUGCUGCUGCUGGUUUAAGCCUCUUAGUGCACUGUGUUGUAAUAGGUCAUAAUCCUUGCUCUAAUUCUGAUGGCCAUUUGACAGGUGACUGCUUCUAAUGCUGGGUGGUUUGGAGUCCGGCCAAGACUGAAAGACAUAGAAGCAGGUCAAGGGUUAUGGAUAGUAGUGAUGGGGGGGGGGGGAUCGAUAGUUACAUAUAAUUUCACGAUAAUGUCUGAAAACAAAUUGACUCUAUUUUUAAAAAGAUGAAAAACAAUACAAUAUAUUAUAAUGUUUUUCAUCCUUUUAAAUAGGGAGUCGAUUUGUUUUCAGCACUAUUAUUUCCAUGACUGAACAAAACUGUUUCUCAUGGCUCUCUCUUGUCUCUCUGCAGCAGACAUGGUGAGCAAUAUGUUUAGAACAUCGAAACGCAAUACAAUCACAGUAUCGAAUCAUAAUACAUAUAGAAUCGUUAGAAUCGCAAUACAUAUCGUAUUGGCACCAAAGUAUCGUGAUAAUAUCGUAUCGUGAGGUCCCUGGCAAUUCCCAGCCCUAGAUAGUAACGUGUCAAACUACAGUGUCCACAGCCACUCGUCCUCAACUGACCUGACCCAGCAGGGUCCAAAUGGACUGGAAUGCAGCUCUAAUGCUCAUGUUUUUCACUCACAUUCUCAUUAUGAUGUGGAGAGGGUGGCCAUUUUGAGUAGAGAAGGUGGAUGAGAGGAACUGAAGUCUACUCUUAAUAAUCCCCUGUAGCUCAGUUGGUAGAGCAUGGCGCUUGCAACGCCAGGGUUGUGGGUUCGAUUCCCACGGGGGACCAGUAUGAAGAAAAAAAACAAUGUAUGCACUCACUUAACUGUAAGUCGCUCUGGAUAAGAGCGUCUGCUAAAUGACUAAAAUGUAAAUGUAAUAAUUAGACCUAGGCUAUCCAAACCCUGCCUAUUCUCCAGUCAGCCCAGUGGUGGUCUUCCCCAUAUGAUCUGGUUGACUGCAUGAAGGGUGUGUGAUUGAUACUGGGGUAUACUUCCAAUGGGGUCCAGGUUUAUUAAUAGGCUGAAACUGGAACCUGAAGAAGAUGCAUCCUCUAGUAGUAUCUAAAUCUGGCCCAGUACCCCUCAGUCUCUGGGAGUCAGACGCAAACAAGAUAUGUCUUUUUCACACUUGGAGUUGUUUACAAAACACCUUUUUAUGUGUGAACCAUGGCGGGUUGAGGUACUGGUGUGUGCCGGUUUUGAUAUAGCAGGAUAAUUGUGUGACAGAAUAUUUUUUUGAAAGCCAUCUUCAGGACAUGUUGUAGUACAGGCCAAUUCAUCACUGCAGUGACACAGGCCCUUAAGAUUUGAAAGAGUAAUGUAUUAGUUCCUUAGAUAUGAUUUUGUGUUUUGAUUCACUUCCUUGUUUAUUUUUUUGUUCAACAGGCAGGUGUGAAGGGGACUUUAGGUCGCCUAGUUGGAAUUUUUGAGGUGAGUUUAUGACAUUCUUAGGCGUGCUGAAGGUGAUUUGGGAGUGGAGAGAAAUAUUGACUUUGUUCUUAUACAUUGACUUUAUUAAAAAUAAUAUAUAUAUAUAUAUAUAUAUAUAUAUCUAUCUAUCUUACAGAACCAAGAGAGGAAACACAGAACCUACGUCUACAUUCUUAUCGUAACUGAGGUCUUGCAAGAUUGGGAGGACUCGGUCAACAUUGGUGAGUGGCUUUCAUUUCAAUCUGAUUCUACUAGAUUGUUUGAAUUCUGGUUAUAGUUGCCUAUGUCUGUCUUAACUUGUUCUGUUCAUGUUCCUUUAACAGGGAGAAAAAGGGAUUGGUUUAAAAUAGACGAUGCCAUACAAGUGUUGCAGUGUCACAAGCCUGUGCAGGCCACCUACUUCGAGGGUUGCCUGACCAGCAAUGGGACGCCCCUGGUGGCCACGAUAGGCGGAGAACUCUCCCCCACCUACAACAUCAACCAGAGCUCUGUGUCGGGUAUCAGAUAACUAAAACAACGCUGACACAACCCCAGGAGCUCUCGCCACCACUCUCGCUCUUACUUCUAUUCUUCUGUUUGUCUCAAAUACCAACAUGGUUUGCCUUGCCAACUCUUUUGUGCCAUAAUUGUGGCACAGACUUGACAAGUAUUGGGUGAAGAUUCUGAAACCCUUUGAAAAUGUAAUUUUUGAUUCUUUUUUGUUAUUUUCAUUGUGUUGAAAAUUGCAUGAAGCAUCCCACUCUCCCAUUCUACAACCUUAACGCACCCUUAGCGUGGUGUUUAUUGAAUGCAAGAACUACUUUUUACUGUUGUGAUGUAAAAGUGUAUACUUAGUGCUUAAGCUCAAGGCUUUCAAUUGUAUUUUAUGUCUUUUGGUUACUUUCUGUGAAUGAGUGUGGCCAAGAGCGUGUUUCCCUCUUAAGGAUAGGAAAUUCAAGCCCGACUGUUAUGUUUUUUUGGGUCCGAUUUAGAUUCUUUUUUUUGGGGGGGGGGGACAAAACGUACUGAUAUAUCUGCCGAAAUGUUUUACAGGGGGGAAAUGAAAGUGUCAUUUUCCCACUGACUUCUCAUAAAUUGCCAUCCAAAAGAGCAGUUGUCCAAUAACUAUGCUUCAAAUGUUGAUUUCAUACAUUGUGACAAUGACGCAUCAUGAGAAUGGCAGCAAGUGUUCAGAUAAGCGUGAGAUUCACUUUUUCCUCCAUCCUAUUUAUUGAAUAUCGGUUAUCGUGGAAUUAUCGUCCGAUAUUAGCGGUAAAAGGCCAAUAUCUGCCGACAAUAUCGGUGAACCCAUAUAUUGGUCGGGCUCUA